Messenger RNA from Pseudomyrmex gracilis, 3350 nucleotides. RefSeq names its product protein artichoke-like. Lineage: Eukaryota; Metazoa; Arthropoda; Insecta; Hymenoptera; Formicidae. The coding region runs from base 126 to 3029 and encodes 967 amino acids. The transcript has 5 exons. Gene Ontology annotation, cellular component: extracellular matrix. The record is from RefSeq and is a predicted model, not a curated record. Gene Ontology annotation, molecular function: protein binding.
CUCAGCGCGCGCUCAAACCAGUAUUCAAAGUGCUUUCGUGAAGAGAGAGAGAACACCAGCAAAAACUUAAUACGAAACCAUUAAAUAAAUCUGUUUGUAAAUAUUUAAAAAAAGAAUCUGCAAUUAUGAAAUCAAUAAAAAUCAACAAUAUCAUCAUCAUUAGUAGGACAAUUGUCGUGACAGUUCUUGUCUGUUUGCCUACAUUAUCAAGAGCUAAUGAUGUCUCUUCAUAUCUUUCGGACAAUUAUGUAAACGAUUCUCUCUCAGGCUUAUGCAAAGACGCCAUUCUGUCUUUAAACUUUGCAAAUACAAAUAUCGAUAUUAACUCUGAUUUUAUCAGCAGUCCAUUUAUUACUUGUCUUAAUCUUACGGGCAAUCAUAUUAAUUUUGCACUAGAUGCCUUUAGAGAACUUCCAAAUCUAACUACUCUAUUUCUUUCUAAACUUAAAUGCAACUCUGGUAUUCACUUAGAUGGCCACGAGAAAUUAAAAGUUUUUCUUAUGAACGACUGUAAGAGUAAUUCACCUGAUGACUAUUCAUCUAGAUACUAUCCAUCUAGAUAUGGCUAUUCUGAUUAUUCAAAUGUACGUUCUAAACAGACAGUCUAUAUUAAUGGAAAUUAUCAAGACUUAGAAAUUUUAUCUCUUAGAAACAACAAUAUAGAAAAUCUACGAUAUUCUACAACUCGUUUUACGAUAGUCUCCUCAUCAUCAAACAGUUCGAUUACUCCAAAUGUACAAAAUAUUCCAUUUCCAAAACUGAGAAUUCUGGAUCUUUCUAAAAAUGUAAUAAACAAUUCCACUUUUGUGGAUUUGUUACCUAUACAUAGUCUAAGUUUUCUUGAUCUUUGUGAGAACUCGCUUGAAUCUUUAAAAUUAAAUAAAAAAGGAGAAAAUGUGCAUACAUUGAUUUUAGACAGCAAUAAGAUAGAGUAUGUAGCGUGGCAAUCUGCUAAAUCGAGUCUCGAUCUCAUUGGCAUGACAUCUUUGACAUAUCUUUCUCUUUUCAAUAAUCGCAUUAACGAUAUCCAGUCAAAUGCUUUCAAAGAUACAAACAGGUUAGAAUUUUUGAAUCUAUCCAAAAAUGCUAUAGAGACUCUGUAUCAAUACACAUUUGCAAAUUUGAAUUACUUACAGACAUUAGAUCUGAGUUUCAAUCAGAUAAAAAAUAUAACAACUCAACUUUCAAAUGAAAUAAACAUCAGUACUUUGUUAUUAAACUACAACAAAAUGAAUAAAAUAACUUUAAACGCUUUCAUUCAAUUUCCGCAGUUAAAGAAAUUGUAUUUAGAAAAUAAUGAUAUAGAAUGGAUUGAUACUAAAGCAUUUAGUCAGCUUUCUAUGCUGGAAGAAUUGAGUCUGUCGAACAAUAAGUUGAGUUUUCUGCCAGAAGGAUGGUCUGAAUCUUUGAUAUCUUUAAACUACUUGAAUUUAAACAAAAAUAAGUUUACUUCGCUGGAUUCAUUGUCUUUAACAAAUAAAAUACCACUUACACAAUUGUAUUUUAUGAAUAAUUCGUUAAAAUAUUUAAGCAAUGAAAUAUUUAAACAGUAUAUUACAUAUUUGCCACAAAAUCUUCAUCCGAUUACUUUAAAGAUAUUAGACUACCUACUUAAAACUGCCGAUAUUUUACCGAAAUCAAUAAAAAACAACAAUAUUACCAUCAUUGGUACGAUCGCAGUUCUUCUCUGUUUCUUUACAUUAUUAAAAGCCAAUGAUGUCUCCCCGUAUCUUUGGAGAAGCUAUGUAAACAAUUCCUCAGAUGAUUGUGAGAACAACAUUAUCUCUUUAAACUUUGCACAUACAAUCAUCAAUAGCAUUGGUGAUGAUUUUAUCAGCAGCUCAUUAAUAACUUGUCUUAAUCUUACGGAUAAUCAUAUUACGUAUCUCGCAGACAAUGCCUUUCGAAAACUUCCUAACUUAACUACUCUGUUUCUUUCUUAUAAUAACGUCAAAUCCAAUAUUCACUUAAGUGGCCACGAAAAUUUAAAAGUUCUUAUUAUGGAUAGCUAUAAAUCUUACGAGAAUUAUUAUAAAUCAUUUGAACAACGGAUUGACGGAAAAUAUCAAAACUUAGAAAUUUUAUCUCUUUCUGAAAACUACAUAAGAGAUCUAGUAUAUUCUCCAUAUGAAAGUGAUAAUAUGUAUAAAUUAUCUUCUCAAAAUUUGAUGUCUCUGAGGUUAGAUAUUACAUUUCCAAACUUGAAAUUCUUAGAUCUUUCUAGAAACAGAAUACAAACAACCAAGUUUGUAAAUCUGUUACCUAGAAAUGGCCUGAGUUUUCUCGAUCUUCAUGAAAACUCGCUUCAAUCUUUACACUUGUAUAAAAAAGGAGAGGAUGUGUGUACAUUGAUCUUAGAUAAUAAUGAGAUAAAGUAUUUAACUUGGCAAUCCGGCAAUCAAUGGAGUCUCGAUCUCUUUAGCAUGAAAUCUUUAAGAAUUCUUUCUAUUUCUAUGAAUUCCAUUACCGAUAUUCAGUCAGAUGCUUUCCAAGAUACAAACAAGUUAGAAUUUUUGAAUCUGUCUGGAAAUGCUAUAGAGACUUUGCAUAAAUACACAUUUGCAAACUUAAAGUACUUACAAACAGUUGAUCUUAGUUUCAAUCUAAUCAAAAAUAUACCUCACUUUGCAAAUGAACUAAACAUUAGUACUUUGUUUUUACACCACAACAAAAUAACUACAAUACGUCCGAACGUUUUCAUUCAGUUUCUGAAAUUAAAGAAAUUAUUUCUGGAAGGAAAUGAUAUAGAAUGGAUUGAUACUAACGCAUUUAGUCAACUUCCUAUGCUGGAGAAAUUAAAUUUGUCGAACAAUAAGUUGAGUUCUCUGCCAGAAGGAUGGUCUGAAUCUUUGAUAUCUUUGAAAUAUUUGAAUUUGUGCAAAAAUAAUUUUACUUCGCUAGAAUUAUUGUCUUUAUCAAGUACAAUAUCAUUAAGAGACCUGUAUCUCAUGAAGAAUCCGUUAAAAUAUUUAAAUAUUAGUUACUUCGAAUAUUUGCCACAAAAUCUUACUGUACAUUUAUUAGAUUAAAAAGUAAAAUUGAUAUACUACUUGAAGUAUACAAAAAUAUAAAUUUACUACUUAUUGUUAGUUAAAAAUAUGAUACUACUAGAUAAUUGUUAAAUAAUAAAUAAUUGUUAUGUAUUUUUACCGACAAUUGUUUGUAUUAAAAAGUAGAAAAACUAUAAUGUAAUGGUCGAAACGUCUGUAUCUUAUGAAGAAAUAAAAACAAAUAUUUGUUGCACAUUGUACACUAUGUUCGGCUUCUGAGGAAUGUUAAUUUAUAUCAUACAUUGUAUUAAGAAUAUUAAUAGUUUACUAAUACAAACCUCAAAGUAACAGUGUACUUUU